This is a messenger RNA of Ostrinia furnacalis (Asian corn borer), 6009 nucleotides long. RefSeq names its product chromodomain-helicase-DNA-binding protein Mi-2 homolog (gene Mi-2). Gene Ontology annotation, molecular function: histone binding; ATP-dependent chromatin remodeler activity; chromatin binding. NCBI's taxonomy places the organism in Eukaryota, Metazoa, Arthropoda, Insecta, Lepidoptera, Crambidae. The record is from RefSeq and is a predicted model, not a curated record. Gene Ontology annotation, biological process: chromatin remodeling. Gene Ontology annotation, cellular component: nucleus; chromatin. The transcript is spliced from 19 exons. Bases 151 to 6009 code for a protein of 1952 amino acids.
AUGAAAGAGACAGCAAAUCCUUCUAGUUCUCGGUGACGGCGGCAUCAAUUUCUGAAUUAAUUACCAUUUGUCGCAAAAACUGCGCGUCCUUUAUCUUUUCUGGACCAAAAUCUAUAAUCUUAUUCCAGGUUGUGUUAAAUAGUGUUCCAAAUGGCUUCUGACGAAGAAGUAGACGGCUCUUUUGCAGGUGACGAGGACGUGGAGGAAGGCGAGGGUCAGAAUGAAAACUCUGGUGAGAGUGAUGAAGCACCCCCAAAGGAGGAUGAAGAUUAUUCACCAGAAGAUGCAAGGAAGAAGAAAAAAGGCAAAAAGAGAAAAGCCCGCAGUGAAGAGAAAAAAGGUAGAAAGAAAAAAAAGAAGCGAAAGAAUGAGAGUGAAGAUGACGAGGAGUUCGGCCUGGAGAUCGAGGCGGAGGGCGACAGCGAUUAUGCUCUUAGCGCCAUGUCGAGCAGCAAGAAGUCGCGCAAGGGCCGCGGCAGCAAACACGCUGCGCCCGCCACGCCCGUAGCUUCUGACUCGGGAUCUGGAAUGCCCACAGUUGAGGAAGUGUGUUCCUCAUUUGGCCUCUCAGAUGUAGACAUUCAGUACACUGAUGCUGACUUUGAAAAUUUGACGUCAUACAAGUUAUUCCAGCAACACGUGCGCCCCAUGCUCGUGAAGGAAAAUCCCAAAGUCCCAGUUUCAAAGCUGAUGAUGCUGGUAGCGGCCAAGUGGCGGCUAUUCUGCGAGACCAACCCGAACCUCGGCGGCGGCUCGCAGAACAUCGGCUCCGAAGAGAAUACAAACACAUCCACUGGCUCGGACUACGCGCCGAAGUCGCGCCCGGCUCGCACGCUUAAGGAGUCCAAGAACGAGGAGGCAGUAGAAGAAGCGGAGGAAGAGGAAGAGGAAGAAGCGUCCGACGAGGGCACGCCCGCGCCCCGCAAGCGCGGCCGCAAGCCCAAGCACGCGGGCGCGGCGCGCGGCAAGCCCGGCCGCAAGCCCAAGGUGCCCACGCUCAAGAUCAAGUUCAGCAAGCGCAAGCGCACCAGCAGCGAGGAGGAGCAAGAAGGCAGUCCUGGCGCGAACACAGACUCGGACGCGGAGUUCGAGCAGAUGCUAGCGGAGGCCGAGGAGCCCAAGCCACCCGCAGCUGACGACGCCCCGCCGCCUCGUGAUGAAGACCCCAACGCGCCGCAACAACCUAAAAAGAAGGCAAAGACAAAGAUUGGCAAUAAGAGCAAGAAGAAGAAGAAAUUGAAGACGACAAAUAAGUUCCCUGACGGCGCUGAGGGCGAGCAGGAACACCAAGACUAUUGCGAGGUGUGCCAGCAAGGCGGCGAGAUCAUCCUGUGCGACACGUGCCCGCGCGCGUACCAUCUGGUCUGUCUGGAGCCCGAGUUGGAGGAGACGCCCGAGGGCCGCUGGUCGUGCCCGCACUGCGAGGCCGAGGGCAACCAGGACCAGGACGACGACGACGAGCACCAGGAGUUCUGCAGAAUUUGCAAAGAUGGCGGCGAACUGCUGUGCUGCGACUCUUGCCCGUCCGCGUACCAUCGGUUCUGCCUCAACCCACCGCUUGAAGAAGUACCUGACGGGGAGUGGAAGUGUCCUCGAUGUAGUUGUCCGCCUCUAGACGGCAAGGUGGCGAAGAUCCUGACGUGGCGCUGGAAGGAGCAGGCGGCCAAGUCCAAGGCGCCGCGCAGCCGCGAGUUCUUCGUCAAGUGGCACGAGCGCUCCUACUGGCACUGCAGCUGGAUAUCGGAACUGCAGCUGGACGUGUUCCACCCGCUCAUGUACCGGUACUACAUGCGCAAGUCGGACCCCGAGGAGCCGCCCAAGCUGGAGGAGCCUCUGGACGAGCGCGACACCCGCGCCAAGCGCCUCAAGGACCAGAAGCAGCAGGACCAGUACAUGGACGAGAAGUUACUGGAGGAGAAGUAUUACAGAUACGGCGUAAAACCCGAGUGGCUGGUGGUGCACCGCGUCAUCAACCACCGCACGGGCCGCGACGGCACCACGUACUACCUGGUGAAGUGGCGCGACCUGUCCUACGACCAGGCCACCUGGGAGGCCGAGCACGAGGACAUCGCCGGCCUCAAAGCAGCCAUCGAGUAUUAUCAGGAUAUGCGUGCCUUCAUCACUUCGGAAGGCAAGUCGAAAGGUAGCAAGGGCAAGAAGCCCGGCCGCAAGAGCAAGAACAAGGACGUGAUCGACGACGACGAGAACAGCGGCGGCCUGCAGCCCAAGCCCAAGAAGUACAACCCGCCGCCCGAGCGGCCCUCCUCCAACCUCAACAAGAAGUACGAGGACCAGCCGCCCUUCGUGUACGAGACCGGCAUGCAGCUGCAUCCCUACCAGCUCGAGGGGCUCAACUGGCUGCGCUACUCCUGGGGGCAGGGCAUCGACACCAUCCUCGCCGACGAGAUGGGGCUCGGCAAGACCAUCCAGACCGUCACCUUCCUCUACUCGCUGUUCAAGGAGGGCCACUGCAAGGGCCCCUUCCUCGUGUCCGUGCCGCUGUCCACCAUCAUCAACUGGGAGCGCGAGUUCGAGCUGUGGGCGCCCGACCUGUACUGCAUCACCUACGUCGGCGACAAGGACUCGCGCGCCGUCAUCCGCGAGAACGAGCUCACCUUCGACGACGGCGCCAACCGCGGCGGCCGCCCCUCCAAGAUCAAGUCGCAGGUCAAGUUCAACGUGCUGCUCACCUCCUACGAGCUCGUGUCCAUCGACGCCACGUGCCUCGGCUCCAUCGAGUGGGCCGUGCUGGUCGUCGACGAGGCGCACCGGCUCAAGAGCAACCAGUCCAAGUUCUUCCGCCUGCUGGCCGGCUACCACAUCAACUACAAGCUGCUGCUGACCGGCACGCCGCUGCAGAACAACCUGGAGGAGCUGUUCCACCUGCUCAACUUCCUCAACAAGGACAAGUUCAACGACCUCGCCGCCUUCCAGAACGAAUUCGCCGACGUGUCCAAGGAGGAGCAGGUCAAGCGGCUGCACGAAAUGCUGGGGCCGCAUAUGCUGCGCCGCCUCAAGGCCGACGUGCUCAAGAACAUGCCCACCAAGUCCGAGUUCAUCGUGCGCGUGGAGCUGUCGCCCAUGCAGAAGAAGUACUACAAGUACAUCCUCACGCGCAACUACGAGGCGCUCAACCCCAAGAGCGGCGGCCAGACCGUGUCGCUGCUCAACGUCAUGAUGGACCUCAAGAAGUGCUGCAACCACCCGUAUCUCUUCCCUGUAGCCGCAGAGGAAGCGCCUUUGGGGCCCCACGGAAACUACGAUACCCAAGCGCUGAUCAAAGCAUCGGGAAAACUAGUGCUCAUGUCGAAAAUGUUGAAACAGCUCAAGGAGCAGGGCCACAGAGUUCUGAUCUUCUCUCAGAUGACAAAAAUGUUGGAUAUUCUCGAAGAUUUCCUAGAGGGCGAGGGCUACAAAUACGAAAGAAUCGACGGAGGUAUCACCGGUACCAUUCGUCAGGAGGCCAUCGAUAGGUUUAACGCCCCCGGCGCCCAGCAAUUCGUGUUUCUGCUGUCGACGAGGGCCGGCGGUCUCGGUAUCAACUUGGCCACCGCCGACACCGUAAUCAUCUACGAUUCCGACUGGAAUCCCCACAACGAUAUCCAGGCGUUCUCCCGCGCCCAUCGUAUCGGGCAGGCCAACAAAGUCAUGAUCUACCGGUUCGUCACGCGAAACAGCGUCGAGGAGAGGGUGACUCAGGUGGCCAAGAGGAAGAUGAUGUUGACUCAUUUGGUCGUCCGGCCCGGCAUGGGAGGGAAGGGCGCAAAUUUCACGAAACAGGAACUGGACGACAUCCUGAGGUUCGGUACCGAGGAGCUGUUCAAGGAGGAGGAGGGCAAGGAGGAGGCCAUCCACUACGACGACAAAGCGGUCGGCGAACUGCUGGAUCGCUCCAAGGAAGGUAUCGAGCAGAAGGAGUCGUGGGCCAACGAGUACCUCAGCUCGUUCAAGGUGGCCAGCUACUCCACCAAGGAGGGCGACGGCGAGGAGGAGGUGGACACGGAGAUCAUCAAGCAGGAGGCCGAGAACAGCGACCCCGCCUACUGGAUCAAGCUGCUGCGCCACCACUACGAGCAGCACCAGGAGGACCAGGCGCGCACGCUCGGCAAGGGCAAGCGCGUGCGCAAGCAGGUCAACUACAACGACGGCUCCGUCGCGCAGACCGAGAACCGCGAGGACUCCACCUGGCAGGAGAACGGCUCCGACUACAACUCCGACUUCUCGCAGGGCUCCGAGGACGACAAGGAGGACGACGACUUCGACGAGAAGAACGACAACGGCGACCUGCUCUCGCGCCGCUCCAAGCGCCGCCUCGAGCGCCGCGAGGAGCGCGACCGGCCGCUGCCGCCGCUGCUGGCGCGCGUGGGCGGCAACAUGGAGGUGCUCGGCUUCAACGCGCGCCAGCGCAAGUCCUUCCUCAACGCCAUCAUGCGCUACGGCAUGCCGCCGCAGGACGCCUUCAACUCGCAGUGGCUCGUGCGCGACCUGCGCGGCAAGUCCGAGCGCAACUUCAAGGCCUACGUGUCGCUGUUCAUGCGCCACCUGUGCGAGCCGGGCGCCGACAACGCCGACGCCUUCGCCGACGGCGUGCCGCGCGAGGGCCUGUCGCGCCAGCACGUGCUCACGCGCAUCGGCGUCAUGAGCCUCAUCCGCAAGAAGGUGCAGGAGUUCGAGCACAUCAACGGCUACUACAGCAUGCCCGAGCUGGUGCGCAAGCCCGUCGAGCCGGUCAAGGCGGAGAGCGCCGCCGCCAGCCCCGCGCCGUCCUCCGCCACGCCCAUCACAUCGGCCGCGCCCUCACCGGCGCCCGUCCCAUCUGCCACCCCGGCCGUCGCCGCACCCGCCACCCCCGCCCCCGCCUCGCCCGCCGGCUCCGACAAGGACGACAAGCCCAAGGACGAGCCCAUGGACACCGCCGAAGCUAACGACCGGCCCGAGGACAAGGAGGCGCCGCGGGAAGUCAAGGAGGAAGCCAAGGAGCCGGAGCGCCGCAUGUCCGUCGACGAGGACGGCGACGACGAGCGGCCCGACGACAAGAAGGACGACAAGGAGCCCGAGAAGCUCAAGGAGGAGGUCAAGGAUGAAGACAAGAAGGACGACGCCAAGAGCGAAAAGGCCGAGUCGGAGGCUUCGGAGAAACCGAAGGAUGAGAAAAAGGACGAAGACGACGACGACGUCGUCCUAGUAAAAGAAGAGGAAGAUCUCAAAGUGGAACGGCGCAAGUUCAUGUUCAACAUCGCCGAUGGUGGCUUCACAGAACUACACACACUAUGGCUGAACGAAGAACGCGCCGCCGCGCCCGGUCGGGAAUACGAGAUAUGGCAUCGGCGCCACGACUACUGGCUACUGGCUGGGAUUGUAACCCAUGGUUAUGGCCGCUGGCAGGACAUACAGAACGAUCUGCGCUUCGCAAUCAUCAACGAGCCCUUCAAGAUGGAUGUGGGCAAAGGCAACUUCCUCGAGAUCAAGAACAAGUUCCUGGCGCGACGGUUCAAGCUCCUAGAACAAGCUCUGGUCAUCGAAGAACAGUUGCGGCGCGCGGCGUACCUGAACCUGACGCAGGACCCCAACCACCCCGCCAUGUCGCUCAACGCGCGCUUCGCCGAGGUCGAGUGCCUCGCCGAGUCGCACCAGCACCUCAGCAAGGAGUCGCUGGCCGGCAACAAGCCCGCCAACGCCGUGCUGCACAAGGUGCUGAACCAGCUGGAGGAGCUGCUGUCGGACAUGAAGUCGGACGUGUCGCGGCUGCCGGCCACGCUGGCGCGCAUCCCGCCGGUGGCGCAGCGCCUGCAGAUGUCCGAGCGCUCCAUCCUCUCGCGCCUCGCCGCCACCGCCGGCAACCCCGUGCCCGCCGCGCAAAUGCCUCAGUUCCCGGGCGGGUUCAGCGCGGCGGGCUCGCUGGCCGGGUUCUCGCCGGCCGCCGCGGCCGCCGCCAACUUCUCCAACUUCCGCCCGCAGUACUCCGUGCCGGGACAGCCCACAUCCACCGGAUCUUCUAAUGUAAGUUGA